UAUCUAACAUCCGGUUCCUCAGUGUCAUAUGACCAGCGCUCUGCUGUCAUUUAUAUUAUUCAGUACCAGUUAGCAAAGCACAUCGUUUAAUUCUCAGGUUUCCUUUCCUUUAUCCAACGAUGGCAACAUUGGUAGCAAACAGAGCGAUGGACGUCAACGGCUUGGCAGCAGCGGCGAGGACGCACACGCAGGCUGUGACCAGAAAUUACAUCUCUCAACCCAGGCUAACCUACUCUACUGUGUCUGGUGUAAAUGGACCCUUGGUGAUCUUGGAUAAUGUGAAGUUCCCCAGAUAUGCUGAGAUUGUUCACUUGACCCUGCCUGAUGGCACCAAGAGGAGUGGGCAGGUGCUGGAGGUGAUUGGAAGCAAGGCAGUUGUGCAGGUGUUUGAGGGAACAUCAGGCAUCGAUGCCAAGAAGACGGCUUGCGAGUUCACUGGUGAUAUCCUGCGUACUCCAGUGUCGGAGGACAUGCUGGGGCGGGUCUUCAAUGGCUCAGGGAAACCCAUCGACCGUGGGCCCAGUGUUCUGGCUGAGGACUACCUGGACAUCAUGGGUCAGCCCAUCAAUCCUCAGUGCCGCAUCUAUCCUGAGGAGAUGAUCCAGACUGGCAUCUCAGCCAUUGAUGGCAUGAACAGCAUUGCCAGGGGACAGAAGAUCCCGAUUUUUUCUGCUGCCGGGCUGCCCCACAAUGAGAUUGCUGCCCAGAUCUGUCGCCAGGCUGGACUGGUACAGAAGUCAAAGGAUGUGAUGGACUACAGUGCUGAGAACUUUGCCAUUGUGUUUGCGGCCAUGGGGGUCAACAUGGAAACUGCCCGCUUCUUCAAGUCUGAUUUUGAGGAAAAUGGCUCUAUGGACAACGUCUGUCUUUUUCUGAACCUGGCUAAUGACCCGACCAUUGAGCGCAUUAUCACACCUCGCCUGGCGCUGACUUCAGCAGAAUACCUGGCCUACCAAUGUGAGAAGCAUGUCCUCGUCAUCCUGACUGAUAUGAGCUCAUACGCCGAGGCCCUCAGAGAGGUCUCUGCUGCUCGAGAGGAAGUGCCCGGCCGUCGAGGCUUUCCUGGCUACAUGUACACAGAUCUCGCCACCAUCUAUGAACGUGCUGGCCGAGUGGAGGGCAGAAAUGGUUCUAUCACGCAGAUCCCCAUUCUCACCAUGCCAAAUGAUGACAUCACCCAUCCAAUUCCUGAUCUGACUGGAUACAUCACAGAGGGGCAGGUCUAUGUUGACAGACAGCUACACAACAGACAGAUCUACCCACCCAUCAAUGUGUUGCCCUCUCUGUCCCGUUUGAUGAAGUCAGCCAUUGGUGAGGGGAUGACCAGGAAGGACCAUGCUGAUGUUUCUAACCAGCUGUAUGCCUGCUAUGCCAUUGGCAAGGAUGUCCAGGCUAUGAAGGCUGUGGUUGGAGAAGAGGCCCUCACUUCUGAUGAUCUGCUCUACCUUGAGUUCCUGCAAAAGUUUGAGAAGAACUUCAUUGCUCAGGGCCCGUACGACAACAGGACAGUGUAUGAAACUCUGGACAUUGGCUGGCAGCUGCUGCGAAUCUUCCCCAAGGAGAUGCUCAAGAGGAUCCCUCAGAGCACUUUGUCCGAGUUUUACCCCAGGGAGUCUGCCGUCCGUCACUGAGGCACACACUCACCCUGACACCCAGCACUCCCUUCAUUUCCUUAUUUCAUCUCCCCCUACAGCCCUGCACUUGGGAGACCAGUGUUGUCGAGCCCUCACUCAUCCCAAAUGUAACCUCCUCUUGCCUCUUCCUCGUGGUUCUUUGAAUGAAUCCAAGCCCCACCACAACAUCACCCCCACUUCCCAGCCUGAAUGAGAACAGGGCAAUAAUCUCUUCUGUAGAUGUAGUGUAUCCGUGUCCAGACGUUGUGUAUAGUGUUUGUAAUGUCUACUCUUGAUUGCAAAAACGUGAAUAUAUCGUUAAAAUUAUAGAUCAGUCUUUAUUUAUUGGGGUGUGUUACUGCUGGAUCCCCCUCUUCCUUUUUUUGUUUUUUUUUUUUAAAUAAAUGCUAUGUGAUAUUCAUUUCCCACUAAAGGCAAGAGGCUUCCAAAUGAAGAAAGAGCAGUUGUCAAAAUUAUAAUAAAAAAAUAAAGUACCUCUGCAACCACUUGCAGUAGGUGAAGAUGAUAAACAUUUGGGGUUUUUUUUGGAGACUGAAAUAUAUUGAUUCAGAUUGUCAGUUUAUAAAGUGAAAGGCACACUUUGAAUGAAUAUUUAAACAACAAGCUGAACAUCUUAAGUGUGACCAUACCAAUAUUUACCUGAGGGUGAUUUUAUAGUCAAGCAUUUCUCGUAUCCACUGUCUACGUAUUCUUUAAUAACAGGCUACUGCUGUAUUUUCCAUGUUUUCAUCUCAGCUUUGUCAACAUGCUGAGGAAAACAUCCUUACUAAACAGACAAACUUGGGCCACAAGCAGAGUUGAGUUCUUUAGUGUAUGUCGCCCCCAGUACUUUGCCUCCUUCUUCCCUCCUGCUUCCUAAUAUAGAAAGAACACAGUGGAUGUUUACAUUGUUUGUGUUUUGCUGUUUGAUUUGUAUUGCAAAAAGUGAGUAUGUAAGAGUAUAUUAAUCAUUCCCAUCUAAUUCUUUGUUGUGAAAAAAUAAUGGUUUUGUGAGUCUGUGUCCAUUAAUAAAUUAAAGUAAAAUA
Scatophagus argus is the source of this 2659-nucleotide messenger RNA. RefSeq names its product ATPase, H+ transporting, lysosomal, V1 subunit B, member a (gene atp6v1b2a). The coding region runs from base 120 to 1631 and encodes 503 amino acids. The transcript has 14 exons. Gene Ontology annotation, biological process: proton transmembrane transport; ATP metabolic process. NCBI's taxonomy places the organism in Eukaryota, Metazoa, Chordata, Actinopteri, Scatophagidae. The record is from RefSeq and is a predicted model, not a curated record. Gene Ontology annotation, cellular component: proton-transporting V-type ATPase, V1 domain. Gene Ontology annotation, molecular function: proton-transporting ATPase activity, rotational mechanism; ATP binding.